AUGAGAAUGGGAGAAGCCGCGAUUGCAAUCACAAUAUUUCUUGCACUCUGUUCAAUCCAAUCCCAACAAUCCACGUCACUCCCCUCAGAUGAAAACCAGUCCCGGCGCGGGCAGAGCAACUCCUGGAGUGAGGGUAGCAAGAAGAGGGAGACGAUCGAGGUUGGGGGAGGGCCGGACGAUGAUCUUGUGUGGGUGGUGCAGCUAUCUGAUCUCCACUUCAGCGUGCACCACCCCGAGAGAGCCGCUGAUUUCAGGGAGCUUGUGGGGCCCGCACUCUCCUUCAUCAAGCCCGAUCUCGUCCUCCUCACCGGCGACCUCACUGAUGGUAAAAGCAAGGAUUUACUGACAAUGAAACAAGAUGAAGAUGAAUGGAUCGAGUACGAUAAAGUCAUGAGAGAUGUUGUGAAGAGGAGUGGGCUGGAUAAGAGCAAGUUCUAUGAUGUUCGUGGCAACCAUGAUAACUUUGGUGUACCUUCUGUUGGUGGGCCCUUCGAUUUCUUCUCGAAAUACAGCAUUAGCCAGCAACUACAAAGAAGUGGAAAAGUCAAUAGCAUCACAAUUCAGACCAGCAAAAGGAAGAUUCUUUUCGUUGGGUUUGACAGCACAAUGGCCAAAGGCUUACGCGGCCCAACAAAUUUGUUUGGACACCCGACAGAUGAACUGUUAGGAGAUAUAAAUUCUGAACUCAUACAAUGGGAUUCGCAACCUUCUCAACCAGUCACCAAAAUAUCCUUUGGGCAUUUUCCCCUUUCAUUUUCUGCGGCCUCAAAGUCUGGAAAGACACUAAAGGAUAUAUUCAUCAACAAUUCUUUAUCCGUUUACUUGUGCGGACAUUUGCACAUAAAAUUCGGUAAGGAUUUAAAGCGGUACCAUCAUAGUCAAUAUUCCAAACGGCUAUUCCAACUAAAGGGUCAUCGAACGACUUCGGAUAUUUCGACACCGACCAAUGAGUUUUGGGAAUGGGAAACCGGUGAUUGGAGGAAAAAUCGAGUCAUGCGCAUUUUAGCUAUUGAUAGAGGUCAUAUUUCAUUCGUUGAUACCGAUUUCAAAUUAGGAGCGGAAAGAACUAUUAUAUUGCCAACUUUCCCUUUAGACUCGCGCUUCACUUCAUCGACAUUGCGAAACUAUUAUGAACUUUGCAAAGCGGAUGUUUAUUCUUGUGGGUUCAUUCGAGCUCUUGUUUUCUCUUCUUCUCCGAUUGUGUCGGUUUACGCCAAGAUUUACGACUCGAGCGCCAAUAAUCUAGUUGUUGUUCUAGAGUCACCAAUGACUAAGCUUGUUGGAUCUCGUGGCGACAUUUAUAUUGCACCUUGGAAUAUUCGGGCAUUCGAGGACCCUUCUCCCGAAAGAUUUUUACUUCGAAUAGAGGCAAUAGAUAUAAGAAAUCGUUCGACUUUUAGCGAAAUCAGGCCAUUUUCGGUUAAUGGUGUCCCCUUAAGGUUCUCGUGGAGUUGGAAAGAGUUUUUCGUGAUGGGUUGUCAAUGGGACUCCUUGUACUUCCCAAUAGUCUCGGUUUUUUACUUUCUAAGCCUUUCGGUACUCAUUAUCCCGAAAGUAUUCCUUUCUUUUUUUUCCACUAGGCAAUAUACAUUUAGAAAUUUUAGAUCCAACAAAAGAUUCUUGAAUGGACUCGCUUGGAUAUUUAUGGAGCUUUACGAUAUCCAAUUAGCAUGGCUUUCAACAGUGGGUUACUUGUUUUACCUUGUGUUGUGCCCUUGGUUUUAUGGUCAAAUUUGGACUCGGGGAGGUGAAAAAGCAUACAUGACCUAUAAAGGUUGGGUCUUAAAAACCGAAGAUUCAGGGAAGAUUGAAUUUUUUGGAUUCCCCGAUGUGAUGGUGAUUGUUCUUCCACAUCUUUUUCUUGUGGUUUUACCCUCCAUAAUAAUUAUUACGGCAUUUGCUGCUGAGAGUGGAGUAUAUCGUGAUCAUCUUAUGUCUCGUUCUAGUAAGAAGAAAGAUGAUGAUGAUGAUGAUGAUGACGAUAAAACAUCGGAAAUUGUUAUACUCAAGCGCUGGUUUAGAAAACUGCUCUAUGUGGCUUCAUUGGCUAUUGUUUUGAAACAUUUUAAGAAUUGCGUGGCACUGAUGAAGGCGUUUGAGAUGAACCCAAUCGUCGAUUUCCCUGUCUACAGUUUUGCAGUUCCUUUUUUGUUGGCUUAUACUAUUUGGAAGACAAAGGAGAGAAAUCUGAAUGGCUCACAAGAGAAGUAG
This is a messenger RNA of Striga hermonthica, 2211 nucleotides long. The record is from the annotation of a GenBank genome assembly. NCBI's taxonomy places the organism in Eukaryota, Viridiplantae, Streptophyta, Magnoliopsida, Lamiales, Orobanchaceae.